UAUCACCACCUUGAGCUCAGAAUGUCGGCAAACAGCAUAACAAAAACAACCUCCAACCGCCUUCCCGCGCCUGCCCUCUUUGUCGGCCCCCCAUCCCGCAAUGCUUCCAACACAUCCCUCAUCCCAUCCACAGAAGGGAAACCGACACGCACCCCUCUAACCCGCCAACGCUCCCUCCUUGGCCCUGAUUCCAAGCGCCCCUUACCACCCAGUCAUACCGACACCGAUAAUCUCAGCCCCAUAUCAUCCAACCCCUCAGCUCCCUUCAUCCGUCGCCAAAACCAGCAAAACCAAGCCGCCGAUGCUGAAGCCUCGUCGCGCGCAGAAGCCAUAUGGGCUGAAAUGCAAAACACGCUUGAAGAAGUGGAAUUGAGUGCAAUUAAAGGGCCUGGGAUGACUGUGUUUGGAUCUGAGCAUUCCCGCGCAUUAGACGAGCUGCGAAGAGCACAGAUCGAACUUGCCAAAGCGUGGGCAAGAAGCGAAGCCGAAGAGGAAGGGCAAGGUGUGGAGGAGCGGAAAUUGGCAAAAGGGACUGAUGCCGCAGAUAUGCUUGCCACGGACCGUGCUCAGAAGCUUGGUGGGUCUCAGGGCGGUCCCGGGAGCGUGGGAAGUGGGAUUGGGGGCACGUUUGAGAGAAGUAGACUGGAAGAAGAGACGGAGAAGGAUAUCGAGCUGUCGAGGAAGAGGAGAGAGGCUAAUGACCGGUAUUUUGAAAAGGUCAAUAAGGGUGUCUUGGACGUGGUUAUGAAGCUCGAGGAGGUAGCUGGGGCGAUGAAGGAUGUGGAGGUGGAGAGUAAAGAGAUUUGGGGGGAUGGGGAGAGCGUCGAUACGGCGAGUUUAACUACAGUCCCAAGCGUGACUUGAGAACAUUGGCAGAGUGCCCAUAUUCGUUGCCAGAAAGAUGUACAGGGCUCAACGAGCUGAACACCUAACGCACGUCUUUCAAAAGAAUGGCAGCGUAACGAGCUUAUCUUCCAAGCUCACCAGCGAUAUCUAGACCUGAUGGAGGAUAUCACCGGCUUAUUCGAUACUCACAAUGCGAUCAUGAAGACCCCCGAAGCGACACGAUAGGUCUACUAGUGUUUUGGGGUUGGUCGCUCUUCCUCAACGGGCACAGCAUGCGCUGCUCGGGGAAAACUUUAAGUGUACCCAACUUUCUCGUGUAUACAGCAUGUUAUCACCCAGUGUGGAGCACAACUGGGAUGGAGUCCAUUCGCCGAGCCUCUUGCUAGAAGAAAGGAGAACAUC
Messenger RNA from Lindgomyces ingoldianus, 1248 nucleotides. RefSeq lists its product as uncharacterized. Lineage: Eukaryota; Fungi; Ascomycota; Dothideomycetes; Pleosporales; Lindgomycetaceae. Bases 22 to 864 code for a protein of 280 amino acids. The transcript has a single exon. The record is from RefSeq and is a predicted model, not a curated record.